AUGGCUGCUGCUCGCACGCUUCGCAUAGGUCUCAUUCCUGGUGAUGGUAUCGGACGGGAGGUGAUUCCGGCCGGUAGAAGGAUCCUGGAAUCUCUUCCUUCUUCCCUCAACCUGAAAUUCAGCUUCGUUGACCUGCAUGCGGGUUAUGACACCUUCAAGACCACCGGAACUGCGCUGCCUGACAAGACCGUGGAUACUCUGAAAAAGGAGUGCGAUGGAGCUCUGUUCGGUGCUGUCAGCUCCCCGAGCACCAAGGUCGCCGGCUACUCGUCUCCGAUUGUCGCUCUUCGCAAGAAACUAGACCUAUAUGCCAACGUCCGACCGGUCAAGUCGACCACCGGUGGCAGCCACGGUAACCCUAUCGACCUGGUUAUCGUGCGUGAGAAUACCGAGGACCUGUAUGUGAAGGAGGAGCAGAGCAGGGAUACCCCUAAUGGCAAGGUAGCCGAGGCGAUUAAGCGGAUCUCCGAGAGUGCGUCAUCGCGCAUUUCUACUAUUGCCGGUGAGAUCGCCCUGCGCCGUCAGAAGAUCCGGGACGUGGCGUCCGCGCCCGCCCUUCGUACCAACCCUAUGGUGACCAUCACCCACAAGUCCAACGUGCUAUCCCAGACCGAUGGCCUGUUCCGUGAGACGGCCCGUAAGGCUCUGGCCGCCCAGCGCUUCUCCUCCGUUGAAGUGGAAGAGCAGAUCGUCGACUCCAUGGUUUACAAGCUCUUCCGCCAGCCCGAGUACUACGACGUGAUUGUUGCUCCCAACCUCUACGGUGAUAUCCUGUCUGACGGCGCCGCCGCUCUGGUCGGCAGUCUGGGUCUGGUCCCCAGCGCCAACGUCGGUGACGGCUUCGCUAUCGGAGAGCCCUGCCAUGGCAGUGCCCCUGACAUCGAGGGCAAGGGUAUUGCCAACCCGAUCGCCACGUUGCGCAGUGUGGCGCUGAUGCUGGAAUUCUUGGGUGAGGAGAGCGCUGCGGCCAAGAUCUACACGGCAGUCGAUGGCAACCUGGACGAGGGCAAGUACCUCUCUCCUGACAUGGGCGGUCAGGCCAGCACUCAGGAGGUGCUGAAUGACGUGCUGAAAAGACUUCCAUCUCAACCUAGUCAAAGCCGACGUCCUCCCGAUAUAGACAGCAAGGAAGAACUUUCAAAGUCCCCUGUUGCCAGAUCUCCCAUUCCUAGGCAAUGGGUGCUUGUCCCCCGUACCCUCUCACAGUCCGAAUCCCCACAGAUCAGAGACUGCAGGAUGCUGACAUCCUACAAUUGGGUGGCGGACGUUACUCCUAUGAUUAUGAUUCCAGGCCGUCCACGAUCCUGGUAUCCCCUGACCACGUCGCAGCCGCUUAGCCACAAUCUAAAGGCCUACAUCCACGACGCCGACAUGGCAUAUUACCCUUCCUACCCCCUACAGCCGGCCAUCGAAGCAAUUCUGCACACCUAUCCGUCCUACAACACCCGCUCUGUCGACCUUGUCGCCUGCUCGCUGACCUUCGAGCACCUCUUGCGCUUAUUCUUCAAGCCCAACGCCCAGCCCUUUCGGGUCCUAGUCCAGGCGUUUGGGAAGACGGUAUUCUUCCUUCCUCGCAAGCCUUCCCUCGAUGAGAUGGACCCUGAACCCAAGAGGUGCCCAAGUCCGUUUCUCGAUUGGUAUACGGGCUGGGAAAGGGACGUUAGAGGGUCGAGGUCGCAUCAUCGCGUUCUGGAGUAUGACUUUGGGGGGUUGAAGUGCGUGAUGCGGUCCCAGACGGAUGGGUAUUUUACGGAUUUGGCGCCGCGGAGCGAGGAGGUGCAUAGUGGUCAUGCAUGCAAUAAUGGGAAUCCCAGCAGAAAGUGCAAGGGGAGUGGGAGUGAAUCGCCUGUUGGCGGCGAGUUCACGACCCUGAGUAGCUACGACGCGGAUGGGAACGAGCGACUGCUGAUUGUUGAAGGGGGCGAGGCGAUCCCGCAAGAAGCUGUCUUCGAUAUGGAGGCGCGUACAAUAUUUCGUUGGCAAGAAGACCAGGAGGUGACGGAUCACCAGAAAAUGGCGCGGUUUUGGGCACGCCAGAUGCAUAACGCGCUGGUUGGGUACCAUCAGGGCGGUCUCUUCAGGCAGGUUGACAUUAAGGAUAUGCAGGACGACAUUCGCGACUGGCAGCAAAGCGAGCUGGAUCGGAUCGGUCGAUUUGCGGCAAUGCUGAAGAAGAUCGUGGCUUUUGCGAGGGAAAAGGAAGGACGGAUAUUCGAGGUCUUUCAUCGCUCGGGCUGGGGACUGGAGGUGAAGGGCAUCGCUGACGUUAAUCCCCUGUUGCCAGAGAAGUUGGCGAUGCGGUGGACAAGGGGUCCGAACGUGCUGCCUCUGUCUGAUGAAGAAGAUGUGAUCGAUUUUAGUGAUAGUGAUGAGAAUCCGUGUAAGACGUGA
Aspergillus affinis is the source of this 2391-nucleotide messenger RNA. It is a transcript of the gene lysB, whose product is annotated as homoisocitrate dehydrogenase lysB. Bases 1 to 2391 code for a protein of 796 amino acids. The record is from RefSeq and is a predicted model, not a curated record. Gene Ontology annotation, cellular component: mitochondrion. Gene Ontology annotation, biological process: isocitrate metabolic process; tricarboxylic acid cycle. Gene Ontology annotation, molecular function: isocitrate dehydrogenase (NAD+) activity; magnesium ion binding; NAD binding. The transcript is spliced from 6 exons. NCBI's taxonomy places the organism in Eukaryota, Fungi, Ascomycota, Eurotiomycetes, Eurotiales, Aspergillaceae.